AUGUCCAAGGAUGACGACUACGACUACUUGUUCAAGGCCUGCCUGCCCGGGGGCCCUGCUAAGGCCGUGAGCACCCGAGCAGCCUGGUACACCCUUCGGCAGGUUGUCCUGAUCGGCGACUCCGGCGUUGGGAAGUCCAACCUUCUGUCCAGGUACGAUAUCUCGAAGCGAGUGACCUUCGAGAACUUAGAACGCUGGCUGCAGGAGCUGCGUGAUCAUGCCGAUCCGAACAUUGUCAUCAUGUUGGUGGGCAACAAGGGGGAUCUUCGCCACCUGCGGGCCGUUGGGCAGGACGAAGCUUUGUCCUUCGCCGAGAAGCAUGGCCUUGCUUGCAUUGAGACCUCCGCGCUGGAAGCCACGAACGUGGAGACCGCAUUCAUGAGGCUGCUCUCCGAAAUCUACACGUUGAUGAGCUCACGCCAGGUCACGGAUGGCGACUCUUUUCGCAACCAGCCGCACCAGAACGCCAUACAGGUCGAGUCGGUGCAGGCGGCUCAAGGUCGUUCUGGUGGUGGCGCCCUGGCGACUGUUGGGCUGCAACUUCUCAUGCAGAGCUCAGUGGCUCUGCCCCCAUGUUGA
Symbiodinium sp. CCMP2592 is the source of this 579-nucleotide messenger RNA. Lineage: Eukaryota; Dinophyceae; Suessiales; Symbiodiniaceae. The record is from the annotation of a GenBank genome assembly.